CAUCGAAGUCUGUUGGAGCUGCCGGCACAGACUUGCUUCAUAGUUUCUUUCUUUCAAGAUGCAUUUCCUCAAGGGCUUGGUCGUCUCUUUAUUGCCCUUCGCUGCGCUUGCAGCCAAGAAACCUGCCGCGGACAAGUUUCAGCAAUUCCACACGAAAGCUCUCUCGUCGACUCCUUUGAAGCUCGACGACACAUCUUAUGGACAAUUGACGUCUGGGGGAAGAGAUUACUCCGUUGCAGUACUAUUGACUGCUCUGGAGAACAGAUUUGGAUGUCAAUUGUGUCGAGAAUUCCAACCAGAAUGGGACCUUCUAUCAAAAAGUUGGACGAAGGGCGACAAGAAGGGAGAAUCACGUUUGAUAUACGGGACAUUAGAUUUCAGUGAAGGGAAGGGGACCUUUCAAUCUCUUGGUCUACAAACAGCUCCUGUACUACUGCUCUUCCCACCUACCCAAGGUCCACACGCAGUAUCCGACAGCGCUCCUCUCAGAUAUGAUUUCACGAGCGGUGCCCCACCUGCAGAACAAAUUCAUGCCUGGAUCUCUCGACACCUACCAGAUCGACCACAUCCUGAGGUCCACCGACCUGUCAACUGGAUGCGAAUCAUUGCUGUUACCACGACUCUCCUGGGAACUGUCACAUUCAUCAGUGUUGCUUGGCCCUACCUCCUCCCAGUCAUCCAAAACCGCAAUGUAUGGGCAGCUAUCAGCUUAAUUGCUAUCCUUUUGUUCACCAGUGGCCAUAUGUUCAACCACAUCCGGAAGGUCCCAUAUGUUGCAGGCGAUGGACGGGGCGGUGUCAGCUACUUUGCUGGUGGAUUCUCCAACCAGUUUGGUCUUGAAACCCAGAUUGUUGCUGCUAUGUAUGGUCUUCUCUCCUUUGCGACCAUUUCCCUGGCCCUCAAGGUACCAAGAAUAGUGGACCCAAGAACACAGCAAGUUGCUGUGCUCAUCUGGGGAGGUGUCAUCUUCGUGAUGUACAGCUUCCUCCUCAGUGUUUUCAGGAUCAAGAAUGGAGGAUACCCUUUCUGGCUUCCACCUUUCUCAUAGAUUCAAAGCCCCGUAUUAGAUCUAGGAGAAUGUGAGCGAGGAGGGAAUGUACCAAGUCAACAAAGUUGUAUCAUAGGCGGGAGGUUAGCAUUCACAAAAUCAAAAGUCAUUCGGGUUCUGGGCCAUUCAUUCUAGGAUAAUGUCUAACACCAAGACAAUAACCAAUGAUGGGAGUUUUCAUGUGACUAGAACUUAGCUUGGCAACCCCUCAUCAGCAGCACCAACCCAUCGGAAGUCUCUCCGAACCAAUGAUAAAAUGCGUUCAACUUCUGGAAUUUUGCCAUCGAAAUAUGCUAUGUUAAAGAAAGGGUCUAGAUUGUUGAAACGAAGAAGGCAGUGGUCUCCACAUACCGAGUGGUAGAAAGUUGCAUGAGUAUGUUCUAGCAAGCAGUAUUCGUACGAUCGGCA
Molecule: messenger RNA, 1456 nt
Organism: Mollisia scopiformis
Lineage: Eukaryota; Fungi; Ascomycota; Leotiomycetes; Helotiales; Mollisiaceae
Exons: 4
Coding region: 59-1048 (329 amino acids)
Cellular component (GO): oligosaccharyltransferase complex
Source: RefSeq, a predicted model, not a curated record